Python bivittatus (Burmese python) is the source of this 1021-nucleotide messenger RNA. Its product is annotated as serine protease 27-like. Gene Ontology annotation, biological process: proteolysis. The record is from RefSeq and is a predicted model, not a curated record. Gene Ontology annotation, molecular function: serine-type endopeptidase activity. Lineage: Eukaryota; Metazoa; Chordata; Lepidosauria; Squamata; Pythonidae.
AGUCAGCAGUGGUAUUAUGGGUUACCAAGGACCAGGGCCAGGGAGAAGAUUGCUGCUACUGAUGCUCCUGCAAAUUUUGACAAAUGUUGAACCAAGCCAUGUCCCUAGAGUCUGUGGAAAGCAGGGAUUUCUGAGCCGGAUUGUAGGGGGUAAAGAUUCCCGGGAUGGAGAAUGGCCUUGGCAAGUGAGCAUCAAGUUGAAUGGGGAGCAUCAUUGUGGUGGUUCUCUGGUCACAGAUCGGUGGAUCAUCACAGCCUCACAUUGUUUUAAUCAGCUCAACAAUCCUUCUAAUUUUACUGUACUAGUUGGAGCACUGAAGCUUUCAGACCCAGGGCCUCAUUCCAUCAUAGCCUCUGUGGGGCGCAUUAUCCUCAAUCCCACCUAUGAAGGGGAUUUGAGGACUGGAGACAUUGCCCUCAUCCAGCUGGAGCAGCGACUGCCUCUCUCCCGCCAUAUCAACCCCAUCUGUGUCCCCAGUGCCAACAUCAACUUCCUCCCAGGACACACGUGUUGGGUCACUGGCUGGGGGAACAUUCAAUCCAAAGAAGGACGACAGAGCUCUGAUAUUCUACAAAAGCUAGAGGUUCCCAUAAUCAGCACGAACAAAUGCAACGCUCUCUACCACCAGGACUCUAAACAGCCCAGGGCCACACGAGAAAUUAAAGAAGAUAUGAUAUGUGCUGGCUUUGCAGCUGGACAACGGGAUGCCUGCCAGGGUGAUUCAGGUGGUCCAUUGGCCUGCUGGAUGGAAGGUUCCUGGUAUCUUGCAGGGGUAGUCAGCUGGGGAGAUGGAUGUGCCCAGAAGAAUCGUCCUGGAGUUUAUGCAAGAGUAACAUCCUACCAGCAAUGGAUCCACAGUCAAAUACCAGAGCUGGAGCUCAUAGGCACGAAUACUAAAAACCAUGGGUCAACAGUGAACAACAAAAAUAUCAGUAACAGUGCCUCUACUAGCAGUUUCAGCUUCAUCUCCUUCUUUAUUGCCACUAUUGUUUUGCUGCUAUUGUCUAAGCAGACUCUUUAA